UAACAACUUUAAGACGAGCAUACAGAGAGAAAAUUUACAAGAAUUCUUCCAGCGUUUGGCUCUGUUGUUAAACAGAAUAUGUUCACUCUCUGAGAAUUAUAUACACCUACUCUAUAUGAGGAAGAGGUUACAAAUACUCAUCAAUAUAAAGAGAAGGGGACACAAGAGUUGGGAAGUUAAAAAGCUAUGGCGGAAACAGCGCCCUGGAUUCCAUUUUGGCUUCCUUUGAUGGUUUUGGGAUGUUUUAGUUUGAAAUGGUUGGUUAAGAAAGUGAACGUUUGGCUCUAUGCGUCUAGCCUCGGAGAGAACAAGCACUAUCUGCCACCAGGUGAUUUGGGUUGGCCUUUCAUUGGCAACAUGCCUUCUUUUCUCAGAGCUUUCAAAACCUCUGACCCUGACUCCUUUACCCGCUCCUUAGUCAAAAGGUAUGGACCUAAAGGUGUCUACAAAACACACAUGUUUGGGAACCCAAGUAUAAUAGUGACAACACCAGAUACUUGCCGGCGUGUGCUGACGGAUGAUGAUGCCUUCAGGCCAGGUUGGCCAACAUCUACAAUGGAACUCAUUGGAAGGAAGUCAUUCAUUGGUAUUCCUUAUGAAGAACACAAACGUCUCAGGCGUUUGACUGCUGCUCCAGUCAAUGGCCAUGAAGCUCUCUCUCUUUACAUACCGUACAUUGAAGAAAACGUUGUUGCCGCGCUACACAAGUGGACCAAGAUGGGAGAAUUCGAGUUCUUGACUCAUCUGCGUAAGCUUACCUUUAGGAUCAUCAUGUAUAUCUUUCUCAGCACUGAGAGUGAGAAUGUUAUGGACGCUUUGGAAAGAGAGUAUACUGCUCUUAACUAUGGAGUGAGAGCCAUGGCGGUUAAUUUUCCUGGCUUUGCUUAUCAUAGAGCACUCAAGGCGAGGAAGAAACUUGUGGCUGCCUUUCAGUCUAUAGUAACUGAGCGUAGAAACCAAAGGAAGCAGAAUAGUACAUCCAAUAAGAAAGAUAUGUUGGACAAUCUCAUUGAUGUUAAAGAUGAAAAUGGAAAAACUCUAGAUGAUGAAGAGAUUAUUGAUGUUCUUCUGAUGUAUCUUAAUGCUGGUCAUGAAUCCUCUGGCCAUACCAUUAUGUGGGCUACCAUUUUCCUUCAGGAACAUCCUGAGUUUCUACAGAGAGCAAAGGCGGAACAAGAGAUAAUCCUGGAAAAUAGGCCUAAGGGACAAAAGGGUCUUACUCUGAAAGAAACUAGACAAAUGGAGUUUUUGUCGCAGGUUGUUGAUGAGACACUUCGAGUCAUAACAUUCUCACUUACUGCAUUUCGGGAGGCAAAGACUGAUGUUGAGAUGAAUGGCUACUUGAUCCCAAAAGGUUGGAAGGUUUUGACAUGGUUUAGGGAUGUCCACAUGGACCCUGAAGUCUACCCGGAUCCAAGAAAAUUUGAUCCUUCUAGAUGGGAUAAGGGGUUUAUACCAAAAGCUGGUGCCUUCCUUCCUUUUGGUGCUGGAAGCCAUUUAUGCCCAGGAAAUGACCUCGCUAAGCUCGAGAUUUCUAUUUUCCUUCACCAUUUCCUCCUCAAGUAUCGGGUGAAAAGGAGCAACACAGAGUGUCCAGUGAUGUACUUGCCUCACACUAGACCAACUGAUAAUUGCUUGGCAAGAAUCACUUAUCAGUAAAAAACAUCAUUCUCAUCUUUUAAGUUAAAGCUCUAAUAAAAUGCUGUUAGUAAGCUCAGCUCAUCAGUUACUUUGUUCGUUGUUUGAAACUGCAUCAGACAAUUUACUCUGUUCCAUGAAACAGAGCUCUCUCUCUCUUGUUCUCUUAAAUUGUUAUUUAAUUAUCAAACUCUUUAUCUCAAGGUGCUUGCUUUAAUAUAUGGCCAUUG
Molecule: messenger RNA, 1868 nt
Organism: Eruca vesicaria subsp. sativa (arugula)
Lineage: Eukaryota; Viridiplantae; Streptophyta; Magnoliopsida; Brassicales; Brassicaceae
Source: the annotation of a GenBank genome assembly